This is a messenger RNA of Macadamia integrifolia, 1131 nucleotides long. Its product is annotated as patatin-like protein 2. Gene Ontology annotation, molecular function: glycerophospholipase activity; monoacylglycerol lipase activity. Gene Ontology annotation, biological process: lipid metabolic process. The record is from RefSeq and is a predicted model, not a curated record. NCBI's taxonomy places the organism in Eukaryota, Viridiplantae, Streptophyta, Magnoliopsida, Proteales, Proteaceae. Bases 1 to 1044 code for a protein of 347 amino acids. The transcript has 6 exons.
AUGGAUAAAGAAGACACAGUUAAUGAAUGGCCUGAUCUUGAACAAGAUGGUGAGCUCAGGGCCUUACUUGCGGGGCAGAAAUAUUCAUGGUUACUCCAACUUAUCAAAAUUAUUAAAGAAACCCCAACACUUUUAGAAGUUAUUAAAGAGACCCCAGCACUUAUGCCACAACUUUUGUCUCCCAAAUACGAUGGCAAAAACCUUCACCAAAUAAUCAGGGAUAAUUUGGGAAAAUGGAAGCUGGGGGAGACACUAACCAAUGUGCUUAUCACUUCUUUUGAUGUCAAAAUUAUGCAGCCAACCAUCUUCAGCACCUUUCGGGCCAGAGCCAAUGAAAUAGAUGAUUCAUUGAUGUCUGAUGUUUGUAUCUCCACAUCUGCAGCACCAACUUAUUUUCCCCCAUAUUAUUUCAAGAACACCACACUAUCAGUCACAAAGGAAUUCAAUGUCACAGAUGGAGGUUUAGCAGCCAAUAAUCCAACUUUGCUUGCAAUGGGUGAAAUGAUGAAAGAGAGCAAGAGAGAAGCAGGUUGUAAUAAGUGCUCAAACCAGGCCUUAGAUUAUAGCAGGUAUUUGGUUCUCUCUCUUGGCACAGGAGAAGCAAAGAAUGAGGGGAAGAUGGUAGUUGAAGGAAAAAAUUGGGGGAUCAUAGAUUGGUUAUUUGGGCCUGACAUUGCACCUCCAUUAAUAGAAUCUUUGGUAUAUGCAUCAUCCGAUAUGGUUGAUAUAUACACAGCCAUGUGCUUCCAUGACCGGACAUGUAAAGACAACUACCUUAGAAUUCAGUGUGAGAAUUUAACGAGUUCUGAAGCUUCCAUUGAUAAUGCAAGCAAAGAAAACCUUGAGAAGCUUGGGAAGAUAGGAGAAGAGCUGUUAGAGAAACCAGUUUCCUUGGUGGACUUGGUGACUGGUAACUACAUACCUGUUACAAGUGGAAUGACAAAUAAAGAAGCUCUAACCAAGUUUGCUAAAAGAUUGUCUGAUGAGAGGCGUCGCCGUCUGCAGAAAAUGCAAUCAUGCAGUGGCCCUUGUUUCUUCCAUUGAGGAGAUUGGUUCCCUCAAUCUCAUGGUAGUAAAUGAAGAGAAGGAGAUAGGCUCCCGUUCUAUGAUAGCAAAUGAAGAAGUAAUAAU